Molecule: messenger RNA, 897 nt
Organism: Caenorhabditis elegans
Lineage: Eukaryota; Metazoa; Nematoda; Chromadorea; Rhabditida; Rhabditidae
Gene: srbc-31
Product: Serpentine Receptor, class BC (Class B-like)
Exons: 6
Coding region: 1-897 (298 amino acids)
Source: RefSeq, marked reviewed
AUGAAAACAGCCGUAUUAUUAGUAUGCUUCACUGGUAUGGUCUGCGCAAGUAUUGAAGUAUUGCUAAACACAAAUUUAGUUUGGAAAAUUGUUUUAAGAAAAUCACAGCGAAAAUGUGAAAUGGGAUUGUUUUACUAUCGCUUUGCACUAGAUUUAUGUUUUGGCUUGGCACUGUUGUCCUACAUAAGCUUUAUCCUAAUAUUCUCGGAGAAAUCCGAAUUCAUGAUUGAGCACCGAAAUUUACUUACUUAUCUGGGUCUUUUUUGGUCGAACACCGCAUCUUGCCGUUCUAUACUCGCACUUGCAAUUGCUGCAGAACGAGCGACUGCGGUUUGCUUGCCAAUACUGUACAGGACUGUUAAUCUGAAAAUUCCGAAUCUUUUGAUCCUUCUUGUUGCCAUAGCAUACGGUCUUUUCGAGGAUGUUGUUCUAUUUAAGUUUUGUGAAUUCAAUGUGAACUCAAUUCCUGAUACAUGUAAGCAGUUUGGAUGUGCAAUUAACAAAUGCUUCUUCAGCUAUUUUAUGCUCCAUCGAUGUAUUGUAUUUUCCAUCAACAUUUGUGUUUCUAUAGUUCUAUCCGUCAAAUUACUCUUCUGGAAUCGGAAACAAUCACAUCAACACAAAAACAAUAAUAAUAAUAAACUUUCAAAGGCGAAUCGUCUUGCAUUACUAGACACCUGUACAGUCUUCCUAUUCGACUUCAUUCCAGUUCUCUGUGGCAACAUGUGGCCUCAAUAUUUCUCAGGUGAAAAUCUCGGUCCCUUCACCGUCGUAAUGAAAGUCACAGGAUGUGCCAUUGAAUCAAUUGUUGUCUCAUGUCUCUUGAAAUUUGGAAAACAUGGAAAGCCAAAAAGUCACAGCUUGAUUGCGGUUACACAAUCUAAAAGUUACAAAUAA